AUGGCUAUUGCUCCAAACAAGCGUCUUCUUCUUAUUCUUAUUGCAUUUUUGUUUAUUUUCUUCGUCUCAACCACAGCUCGAGCUAGAAACUUGAGAGAGAUUAAAGGAGGUGAAAAGGGUCAUAGUAGUGAGUUUAAGCCAAACCAUGAAGGGACAGAAACACAAGUGAAAAAUGAUGAUUUGUUGGAUACAAUGGACUACACACCUGCAUCAAAGAAUCCACCAAUCCAUAAUUAA
Messenger RNA from Lathyrus sativus (Indian pea), 237 nucleotides. The record is from the annotation of a GenBank genome assembly. NCBI's taxonomy places the organism in Eukaryota, Viridiplantae, Streptophyta, Magnoliopsida, Fabales, Fabaceae.